Molecule: messenger RNA, 1139 nt
Organism: Daktulosphaira vitifoliae (grape phylloxera)
Lineage: Eukaryota; Metazoa; Arthropoda; Insecta; Hemiptera; Phylloxeridae
Gene: Rab39
Product: ras-related protein Rab-39B
Cellular component (GO): Golgi membrane
Molecular function (GO): GTPase activity; GTP binding
Source: RefSeq, a predicted model, not a curated record
ACAUAUCAAUUCAGACGACUUUCGAUAAGGACAUAAUCUUGGAAUAUUUGCAUAGUACGUUUUGACCACAUACAAUUAAACAUUGAAUGAGCAUAUUAAAUACGUCGUAUCUAUUAAUACAAAGGCAUUGUGAUUUCCGUAACUUAAUUUUUAUUUUGAGUAUGGUAACAUGAAUGCCAUUUUUAACUUCCUUUAACUGCAAGCUUUAGUCAAUACGAAGUUUAAAUAAUCAAUCUUAACGUGUUUCAAUAUUUUUUAUUUAAGUCAAUAUGGUAGAUUUAAUGUUCGAUUAUCAGUUUAGAUUAAUUUUAAUCGGUGACAGCACAGUAGGCAAGAGUUCAUUGUUGAAAUAUUUUAAUGAUGGAAAAUUUGUAGAAGUAUCAGAUCCUACAGUUGGUGUUGACUUUUUUGCUAGAACUAUUCAAAUACCCAAUGGCCCAAGAAUAAAAUUACAACUUUGGGAUACAGCUGGUCAAGAGCGAUUUAGAUCAAUAACAAAGUCAUAUUAUCGUAACUCGGUAGGAGCUCUGUUAAUAUAUGACAUUACCAAAAGAGCCAGUUUUGAACACAUACCUGUUUGGAUGAAUGAUGCUAAAAGACAUAUUGAACCACAUCGACCUGUUUUUGUUUUAGUGGGUUGUAAACUAGAUUUGGUAAAUAAUGGUUCAUUUAUCAUAGAAUAAAAAGUGGAGAAUAUCAAAUGGAAGAAGGUUGGGAUGGUAUUAAAAGUGGGUAUUCCCAUCAUUCAGCAAACAUAGACUUUAAUAACUAUAUUGAAGCUGAACCAGCAAAAUCAUGUUGCUAGCCUUUCUUCUAUAAACAUUGACAUACUUAAAAAGUAUUAUCUCUACACUGAGAUAAUGGUGUUUUUUGAGAAAAACUUAGCUUUAACAAUUUUUGUUUUGACAAGUUUUAAUUGUAAGAAUAAAUGUAAAGAACUAUUUAGAAAAAUGGUACAAAAGACUAAAAUUUAUGAUUUAUUUAUAUAGACUUUUAUUGAUAUUACAUGUUAAUAGAUUUAUAAUUUUUUUUUGCACAUAUAUUUUUUAUAAUGACUAUAAUUUCUAGGCUUUAUAUGAAUUGUAUUAAUUAUAUUUAUGAAUUAUCUUAAAAAUAAACUAAUAAAAUACUGACAACUA